UUUUCUAUAUAGUCAUCUGUGAAUGGCAAAAUAUUUAUUCCAUUCCAAUUUUAAGUCUUUUUAUUGCUUUAUUGUUUCGACCACAACUUCUAGUACAAAUGUUUAACAAGGAACAGUGAUAAUAGGCACCUUUUUCAUAUGACAAAGAUAGUAAACUGUUUCAUUAACUUAAAAAUUAUCUCCUCUUUCCUGUUUCUUAGUCUAAUGGUGCACAUUUUAACAAUUUAACCUAUGGAUGGUCUACUGUUAAUUAGUCUCUGGGUUAUAAAAUGUUGCUUCAUGGUGCUAAUCACUAGUGAGCAUUAGGACUAACAAAGAUGUAAAAAUAGCACGUACCCUCAAAAGAAGCCACAUUGGCAAACAUAAAGGUGCCUAAGAGUCAUCAGGGGAGUUUAUUAAAAUUGCGGAUUCUCAGGUGCUCCCCCAGCAAGUUUGACUCAAAUGCCUGCCCCUGGGGUCUUGCACUUGUCACUGUCCUUGUUGUUGUUUGUUGUUUUCUUUUUUUAAAAUCCAGUUCCUUUAGGGAUAUCUCUGUUCUCUGUAGGAUAUUAAUGAUAGUUGUUUCUGAAGUUUUCUCCAUACAGUCUUUUUUCUUCUUCAUUAUCCUAGCUGCUUUUUUCUGUUUGUUCUGUGUCGGUUUUUCCUAAUAGAUGCUUGCUUCUGAUUUCUGGUGAUCCUUGGAGGCCUACUGACUUGUGAGUGGAGCCAUAGAAAAGCUGAUGGAAGCUUUGUGUACUUAGAUAGGGCUUGUCAACAAGGGCUUCGUUGUAUGGGAAUAUGGGUAAACCCUUCAGGACUGCCAUUUGUCCUUGUCGUUAGCUCUUUUCUCUUGGGCUAGUCAGCUUUCCCAGAGAAGAUUCUUUCAGUCUCCUGUCCUGGAGAGUAUAAUAGGCCUGCUUGCCUUUGUUCUGAUAGGCGAAUAGGGGAAGUAUGCAAACUUCUACUUAAUUCACCCUGUUUCAGCAUAGUACCCCCUUCUCAUACCCUCUUUCGGGAGGGGGUCAGAGGGCUGAAUGCACUGACAGACUUUAAACCACUCUGUCUGUUACUAUACCCACUCUUAUCCCCACUUCCAGAAGUACCUAGUGCCCAACUUUGAGACUUUUGAUGGGUUCUGCAGGGUGAAUCAGGUUACUUCAUAGCUUUUCAUUACUGGCUUAGAAUUCCGCUUUCUUAGGACGGCUAAGUCAGUUACUGCUUGUUUACCUGCUUUCCAGCUUCCAAAAGUUUGUUGCAGUUUUCUCCUUUCCUGUUAUCUUAGGCUGUGUUUUUGAAAAAAAAUCUCAUUAAUACUGUUUUAGUAGAGUUUCAGGAGAGACUGGGGCUACACACUUUUAUUCAAUUUACCAUCUUUAACUAGAUAUUACUCAUACUGUUUGUGAAUAGAAGGUUAGCACCCCGUCCUUUUUCAUUUUUUCUAAGUCUAAUGCAUAGAUUUGAUGUUCUAAAGCUGUGGUGUAAUUUUCUCUCUAGAUAUUAGGUAAACAGUUCACUUUGGCUUUCUUGCUUAUCUUCAGCCUCGUUUCUAAGAAAAUAGGAGCUUAGUCACUGGGUUAACAAAAUUAAGCCUCUCAAGGUGACAGUUGAAGAGAGUCAGGAGGCUGCAAACCUGAUUGCUUGGCAGGCUGGGGAGGCAGGGGCUUGCUGUGCAUGGCGCCCCCCAGAGCAGAACCGGGGGCGGGCAGCCAAUGCUUCCCACCACUGAAAGCAAAUUGUUUCAAACAUAUUAAAGUGGAGAUGUCUACCCGGUGUUGAAUGAAUAGUUCUGGAGGGAACACAGAAGAACCCUUUGUGGAAGCAGUUUCUCACCAAACCAAUCUUCCCUUUCUAAUUGAGCCGUGGUUUUCACUGCUCUGUUUUAUCUCCACCAUGACCACCUUAGCCCAAGCCCCUGCGGGCUCACCUGGACUAUUCCAGUCACUUUCUUGAUGGGCUCCCCGUUUCACCAUCUCACCAUGUGGAAAAGGAGCUCAUUCCUCUGCCUGGGAGUGACAAGGAAAGUAGGAGUUGGCCAGGUAGACAAGGGGUGGCAGGAUAGCCCAGGAAGGAGCAUAGCAUAGUGUGGAAAACACAGAAGCGUGAGAGAAGGUGGCACGUUAAGGAGAUACCAAGUAGAUGGAUCUGCAGCUGUGGUUGCCUUUGGGCCACUGUGGGAGAGAGGUCUGCAGACAUAGUGGGGUGACAGGCUUUGGGGAUCCAGCCUGAGAGUUCAUCCUAGGCAAGAGCCUUCUUCCAAGUGGUAUGUCAGCUCAGGUGUUACGGAUUUUAAUGAUAGCAUCUUAGUACUUUAUUGAGGAUACAUAUACACACACUUUAAUAAAAGAUUUUUAAAGAUGCUGACAAAUGAAUCCCUAGGAUUUUGAGGGCAACCUUCCCUCUAGUCAAAAGGUAGGCCUGUCUUAGAUGAUAGGAUCUAUUAAAUUAUCAUCGGUACCCACGUUUGAAACGAAAUUUGUACAAGUUGUUUAUUGCUUGAAUUUCCAAAGAAAAUUAUUAUAGACCCCCUCCCUUUUUUUUUUUUUUACUUUAACCUGAUAAAAUGCAGUGACUGAGGCACAAAAUAUAUGGUCCAUCACUUAGGAAAUAUCAGUGACUUUGUGAAAAGUGAAACUGAAUUGAUAGCACUGAGAGGGAUUUUCCCUUUUUUCAUCUAAGUCAGUGUCCUUUAACCUGUUUAAAUCUAGAGCCCCUUAGAAAAUCUGAAGAAAGCUAUGGUCCCUCUCAAGAACUCUAAUACACAUGCCUCCUAAUUUUGCACAAAAUUUUUGUGAAUUCUCAGCCAUGGGCCCCGCUUAUGAACCCCUGUUCUCAGUUAAGGCCGAGAACCCAGCCACAGCUAUCUGGUAGGGUACUCAUCAAGCUUCACAUCUGUAAUCCUCAACCAAGUUACUAGCCCAGCCCCAAGAGCUCCCCUUUUGCUGAUGAGACAUAUAAUGAGCCCCAACUCUUCUAACACCGUACUUGCUCAGAUAAAACACCUAACAAGUUUUACAAUGCAUGUGCAUAAUGAAAAACAAGCAGUAGCAACCACCUGGAGGUUCUGGGUAUCUUCUUCCUCCAGCUGAUGUUUCUGGAUGGUUUUUUUCAUAGAUGAUAGAGACUUGCUAUCAGAGUCCUUCAAAUAUUGAGGGGAGCACCCUCUCUAGAAGCCUCCUGGAGCCAAAUAAACAAUGCAUUUCCACCUGCCCUGCUCCAUGAUUGGCUCUUUGAUAUUUUGUGAGUGUUAGAAGAAACAGAACCUUAUUAGAGGCCCUUUUAAAAUUGGCCUUAACACAUUUACAUAAAAACAAUCUCAGGUUUCAGGACUAGGAGAGAAAAACACUAGGAGAGAAGGUUUGGAGUAGAACCUUCUUGCCCACAAGGAGUGAUGAGUGGAGUCAAGAAAAGAACUUAAGAGUACCCAUGUUGGAAGACUAAAAAUGGAAAUUCAGUUUCCUCUCAGAAAUGGGCCUUGCAUCGUGUCACUGGGGACAAUGGAAAUAGAAGCCAGAAGUCAUAGUUUAUUUUGAGAAUGUUGUAAAACAUUUGUCUCCCAUUAGCUGAUUGUGUUACGCAGCAUUGGGGACGUCCUGGAACUACACUUGUGCCCUGACCUCUCCCUCCGCCGUCGUAUACCAUCAGCCCUCAGGGAACACAGUCCUUCCUGGCUGUUGCCAUAUAUAUAUGUUCUUAUUCCAAUCUGAUGCUCUCUCAUCCCCAAAAUAAUCAGCAUGAACAGAAUGGAGCAGAUGGCACAAGCCUUCUUUGGCAUACUGGCAGAUCUGUAUCACUCACUCAGUAUUUUUAGAAUCAAGGGGAUUGAAAAUUAUGUCCUGAGAUGUUUUGGGGGAAGACUUACUAUCUUUCCAGGGUGACAGGUGUUGAAAUAUUACCGUAUUUAAGGCUCAAAUGCAAUCUGUAUGUCAGGUUACAGAACUGACUGAUUAUCAUCAGGACCAUCCCUUUGUUAGUUCUCCGUUAGGAUUGUUGGAGGUUUGCCAGAUAAUAGAAAGUUAAUCACAAGUCUGUUUUAAGGGUGUGGCCGGAAAGCUCAUCAGGUUUCAACCAAAGAUUGGAAUCAGCAGCAGCCAGCCAGUACUGGUCAAGUACAUGGUGAUGGGAGAUGCUGUAUUAUCCACACGGUCUAUUUUUUAAAAAUAGCUGGGCUUUGAUCCUCAGCCACAAUGAAUUUAUAAUCUGUUGGGGAGACUAUGUUUAUAAUAGUUUGUGAUUAUAUCAUGAAAACAGUGCAAAUAUUUAUAUUUGAAGAUCCAUAUUAAUGAAAUAGAGUUACGGUGAAUGAAAUGUUAUAACUAUUUGUGAAUUUGAGUUCAUCAUUAAAAAAAGCCUUCCUGAAGAAACUGAGGAAUGUUUACUAUUAUAAAUGAAUUCAGUUCAACAUUCGAGGACCAAUUUUGCACUUAGGGUUGGACUAGGUGUAUUUAACACAGAGACCGAAACUCAAGAAAGAUAAAAGUCUUGGCAAAGACAUUAAUGCAAUAAGUUUAAUAAGUAUAAAUAUGCUUAAGUGACUUAAUGUUUUGUUGUUGUUGUUCUUUGCAAGUUUAAUGGGGAAAGAGUUGGAGGAAAUGUCUCACAUUUAAAUACAGUAUGGCCAUGUCUAAAACGCCUUGAUUAUAUACCCACCAUCUUUGAAGGCCCGAGGGAAAGGUAAUGAGGCCUACAGCUUGUUGGACUUCUGAAUCUUGGGAAGUGGCUGGAAAGUGCAUCUGGGAAAACUUUAUUCAAUGCUAAAGGCAGGUACUUUUUUCUUGAAUAAAUCUUAUUUUUCCUUUGUAUGCUUGGUGCGUUGGUGAGCAGUCAAAGUUGAUAUCUGUUGAGAAACAAAGAGCUCAGGCCAGUUUUUACUUGCAACCUCUUACGUCCUGUGUGUGUUGAGCAUGUGUAUUAUCCAGGCUACUGGCUCCUCCCACUGUGAGUAACGGAUGGUGAAGCAUACGUAGCAGAGAACGUGUGUCUCUUUUCUGUUAUAUCCAUAGUUGAGUGGUUAGAACCAUGUGCCAGUUUGCAGCUGAUGGUUUCUGCUUUUAAUCCCAGCGUUUAUAAAUACUACCAUGUAGUUGUAUGGUGUGUUUUUAGAUUACCGAGUGCUUUCAGAUCCAUCUUGUUUCAGUUGGUUGUCCCUACCAGCUCAUUUACAUGCAUCAGAUAGAUAACACAAACUGAAACUCAGGACAGCUAACAAAGGGGUGAGCUGGAAUUUGAAGUAGGGAAUCUUUCUAGUGUAUUCAUAAAACAAAUGACGGGAUCUACAUAAAUACCUUCUGUGCUUCAGGGAAACGCCUGAGGGCAGAUGAGCAGCCUAGCUGUGCCUGAAGGAAAGGGUAGCCUUGCCUUCAUCUCUUUUGACAGUGAAACUGAGAGUGCCUGUGCCUUCCAGUACAGCAGCCACUAGCCUCCUGUGGCUACUUAAAUAAAAUAAAAAUUUCAGUUUCUCAGUAUCACAUUUUGAGUGUUCAAUAGCCAUCCAUUUUCAUCACAGAAAGUUCUGUUGGACACUGGUCAUCUCUCAUAAAGCAGGAGUUGGGGAGAAUGAAUUUAAAGUAUACAUGCAGGGGAUUGGUGUAGGUGAGAAGCCAGACCAGCUCUUUCUUCUGAGUGACUAGCGCUGUUUUGAGUUCAGCUAUAAAGAGAGCAAGAAAAAAAUGCAUUUCAAACUUCGUAUUGUGUGUACAUUUUAAUCUCUUAAAAUAGACCUGGAAAAAACACAGCAAUUUCAAGUGAAUGAGUAUAUUUAAUGAUGAUGAUAAAUUCUAUGCCUUUAUAGCUGGGCCAGUAUUAUAGCCAGACUUAGGCUGGAUGAGAAGUAGGACACGCCAUGAGUCCUGGCAGCAAAAACUCGGCCACACAGGCUAGAAUUCCUGGAAGGAAUCACUUUGUGGCCAGGGUGGCUGGGAUGCCUCAGGCCGGGCGGCGAGGUGAACCGGCAGACGGACGGUGCAGGACAAGGAGCUGGGGGAGAGGGCUUUGGACAGAGCUGGGACGGGGGCUCAGUUCAAGUCACACUUGGUCACAGAGGAAUAAGCUCUGUGUGUGUUGCCAUCAGAAAGGAGGUUUGGUGCCAAGAUGCUAGCUGAGAACGCCGGUGUCCCCGGCUUUGGAUCAGUGCUUGAAGCUUCAGGUCAAAGUGCACACGUCAGCUCUGAAGGUUCCAAGCAGGUGGGGCAGGAUGGUGAGGGGUGUCUGUCUGGUGCUGGCUCCUUGUGAGCUCUUGACCAGACACUGAAAACAUCCGAGCUAGUUGAUGCGGAACACAAGAAGUUUCCUGCAAUUUUUGCCCCUUAAAAAAGGAAUGUGUUUGUCUAUGGUUGCAUGUGCUAGGUGCUGAUAUGUUUAAAGAUGCUUGAACUAUUAUUAUCGUAAAAUUUCAUCUAGCUAGACUCCAGCUUUCUGAUCUGAAAGUAACUACAAAGGUAAGUAAAAAUUAACUUUUAACAGUAAAGAGCAGCUCUAAAAGAGUUGGCAGUAAAUGAAUGACUGCAGGGAACAGACGCCUUGAAGACCUGCUGUGAUGGGUCAGGUUGCUGUGAGUGCCCUGCUCACUUGACAAAGUUCAGAAAAAGCUGGCCUGGGUACAAAAGCUACUCCAGUGAGUUUCAUGACGUGCCCCAGCUCUAGUGAUGCAGAUUGCCUUUCUGCUCUGGAACCUCAUCCAUGCCUCAGACUUGCUCCUCUCAACCUGAGACUGCGUGGAAACUGGGAUGUGGGAAGCAGGAAGCAGAGACAGUGGUAACUGAGAGGCCCAUGUCUGGGUAGAACCAGGUCCGGGACCACAACGCUGCCUCCCCCCUGGCCUGGCGCUCAGCUGCUGUGGCUCUGCUGAUGUGCUCAGCACCGUCCUUCUAGUUGUACUUAAAUGGCACAGCAUUUGGUCAGCGCAUCUGAAAAGGAAGGUGUGAGAGACAAAGCCCAUGGCCACCUACCCCUGCCAAUUAUGUGGCAAGACGUUCCUCACCCUGGAGAAGUUCACUAUCCACAAUUAUUCCCACUCCAGGGAGCGACCUUACAAGUGCUUGCAGCCAGACUGUGGCAAAGCCUUCAUUUCCAGAUAUAAAUUAAUGAGGCACAUGGCUACCCAUUCACCCCAGAAAUCCCACCAGUGUGCUCAUUGUGAGAAGACUUUCAACCGGAAAGACCACCUGAAAAACCACCUCCAAACGCACGACCCCAACAAGAUGGCCUUUGGGUGUGAGGAGUGUGGGAAGAAGUACAACACCAUGCUGGGCUACAAGAGGCACCUGGCCCUCCACGCGGCCAGCAGCGGCGACCUCACCUGCGGGGUCUGUGCCCUGGAGCUAGGGAGCACUGAGGUGCUGCUGGACCACCUCAAGGCCCACGCCGAAGAGAAGCCCCCUAGUGGAGCCAAGGAAAAGAAGCACCAGUGCGACCACUGUGAAAGAUGCUUCUACACCCGGAAAGACGUGCGGCGCCACCUGGUGGUCCACACAGGCUGCAAAGACUUCCUGUGUCAGUUCUGUGCCCAGAGGUUUGGGCGCAAAGACCACCUCACGCGACACACCAAGAAGACACACUCACAGGAGCUGAUGAAAGAGAGUCUGCAGUCCGGAGACCUUCUGAACACCUUCCACUCCAUCUCUCCCCAGUUCCAACUGAAGGCUGCCCCACUGCCUCCUUUCCCUUUAGGGGCUCCUGCACAGAACGGGCUUGCAAGCGGCCUGCCAGCUGAGGUACACAGCCACACCCACGGCCCCUCGGAGCAAACCUCCCAGCCUGUACCCGCGCUGCCAGAGCUCCUGGCGCCGCUCCACCCCGCAGCAUCCCCCAGCUCUCCCCCCCCACCCCUCCAGAAUCACAAGUACAACACCAGUUCUACCUCAUACUCCCCACUUGCAAGCCUGCCCCUCAAAGCGGAUACUAAAGGAUUUUGCAAUACCAAUUUGCUUGAGGACUUGCCUCUGCAAGAGCCUCAGUCACCUCACAAGCUCAACCCAGGUUUUGAUCUGGCUAAGGGAGGUGCUGGUAAAGUAAACCUGCCCAAGGAGCUACCUGCAGACGCUGUGAACCUAACAAUACCUGCCUCUUUGGACCUUUCCCCUCUGUUGGGCUUCUGGCAGCUGCCCCCUCCUGCUACCCAAAAUGCCUUUGGGAACAGCAGUCUCACCCUGGGGCCUGGGGAAUCUCUGCCCCACAGGUUAAGCUGUCUGGGGCAGCAGCAACAAGACCCCUCACUCGCCAUGAGCACUAUGAGCCUGGGCCAGCUCCCCCUGCCCCCCAUCCCCCACGUUUUCCCAGCUGGCACUGGUUCAGCUAUCCUGCCUCAUUUCCACCAUGCAUUCAGAUGACUGGUUUUUAAAGCGUACCUUUCUUAUUCUGGAAGAUGUUUUAAGAAGCAUUUUAAACAUCAGUUAGUUAUGAUACAAGGAAAGAGUGAGAAAGCAGGACUGGAAUAUGGCUUAUUCAGUGAUGACUGGCUUGAGAGAAGAGAGUUCUCGAACUGCAUGUAUUGUGCCAAUCUGUCCUGAGUAUUCAUGCUUUGUACCAAAUUUAAUAAGCAAGUAUUCUUUAAUGGAACUGCAACCAUUGUCAUAACCGACAUCCAUACGAGGGCUGCUAUAUAUAGGUGUUUGUCAAAUUGAACUUAAUCGUAAGCCAUGAUCAUAAUAAUGUUAACUAAAUAACUUUAUGUGGCACUGCCUAGUAAGGGAACUAUGGAAAGGUUUGGAUUUCUCCAAAAUGGGAGAAUUUUUAAAAUAAGAAAAUAACCUUUAUAUUGCAUAUUAUGACUAGGCUGUGUAUUUCUUUUCAGGGAUUUUUCUACCUUCAGGGUUGGAUGUAGUUUAGUUACUAUUGCCAUAGCCAACCUAUAGUUUUACAGAAACAAUUUCUUGUGGAAUAAUAGAUGUCUCCAUUUUAAAAAAGCAUUUUAAAUGUAGUUUGAAUAUUUUCCACAGGAUGCUACAAUGUGAGUUAUCACUUCAUUUAUCUUAAAGACUAAACUGAUUGUCAGUUACAUCUGACAGAAAAAAAAAAAAA
Messenger RNA from Balaenoptera musculus (blue whale), 8994 nucleotides. RefSeq names its product PLAG1 like zinc finger 1 (gene PLAGL1). Gene Ontology annotation, molecular function: DNA-binding transcription activator activity, RNA polymerase II-specific. The record is from RefSeq and is a predicted model, not a curated record. NCBI's taxonomy places the organism in Eukaryota, Metazoa, Chordata, Mammalia, Artiodactyla, Balaenopteridae. The transcript has 3 exons. The coding region runs from base 6912 to 8303 and encodes 463 amino acids.